Molecule: messenger RNA, 1550 nt
Organism: Zingiber officinale
Lineage: Eukaryota; Viridiplantae; Streptophyta; Magnoliopsida; Zingiberales; Zingiberaceae
Product: junctophilin-1-like
Exons: 3
Coding region: 49-1080 (343 amino acids)
Source: RefSeq, a predicted model, not a curated record
CUCACACCCCUAUAAACAUAACAGAGCAAAGAAAUAGAAGAAGCGGCCAUGGAUUGCGGCUUCUCUCCUCCUCUCUAUCUCCCGAUCUCAUCCUUCCUCCUCCUCUCCUUCCUCCUCUUCUACCUCAACCAAGUCUUUUCCACUCUCAACACCUUCCUCAUCCCCGCCGCCGGAUUAGCUGCCGUUUCCUCCCUGUUCGCCUUCUUCCGCCUCCUCAAGCUCAGACCCUCCCGCAGAGUCCUCCCUGUCGUAUGGUCCAUCGGAAACGAUGCCUCUGGGAGUGAUUCAAAUAGAGGGGUUUCAGGAUCCGGGACGAGGAUCGCGCGCGAAGACGUGGUGUUCUACGGCAACGGGGACGUGUACGAGGGGGAGUUGCGGAAGGGUAGGUGCUCCGGGAGCGGGGUGUAUAAAUUCUACGGAAAAGGGAUCUAUGAAGGGGAUUGGGUCGAUGGGAGGUAUGAGGGAUACGGGAUCGAGAGCUGGGCCAGGGGCAGCCGGUACCGUGGGCAGUAUCGCCAGGGAUUGCGUCAUGGAUUCGGGGCCUACAGGUUCUAUAGCGGCGAUUGCUACGCCGGUGAGUGGGUCGGAGGGCAGAGCCAUGGCAAUGGCGUGCAAAGUUGCUCCGACGGCAGCUACUACGCUGGGGAGUUCAAGUGCGGGGUCAAGCACGGCUUUGGUCGUUAUUGCUUCAGGAAUGGUGAUACCUAUAGCGGUGAGUACUUUGGAGACAAGAUCAAUGGCUUUGGGGUGUAUAAAUUUGCUAAUAGUCAUUGCUAUGAGGGUUCAUGGCAUGAAGGACGAAGACAGGGCUUUGGGACAUAUACGUUCCGGCAUGGUGAAAAAAGAUCCGGCGAGUGGGACAAUGGCAUUUUGAAGUGUAGCCUUGUUCCAUCAGACCCUGCAAUUGAACGAUCCGUCGAGGCUGCAAGAAAGGCUGCAGAAAAUGCUACCCUUCUCCCACAGGUGGAGGACCAAGUUAGAAAGACAGUAUCUGCUGCAAAUAAAGCAGCCACAGCUGCUAGAGUUGCUGCAAUUAGAGCUAUUCAAAACCAUAAGAAAGGAAAGUUUUGCGACAUAUAAAUGCUAGAUUAAACCUCAUAAGUGAGCCAACCUAUUCAUGGUAGGUUAAUACCUGCCUUGCUGCCUGAAAGGAUUAGGAGGAUGAAUAUGAAGGAUAUUCAAGAAACUGACAGUGAUGCCAGAAAUCCUUAUUAAAAUUUGCCCAAGAUCCCAUGACUAUGACAUGUAGACUUGCUCACAUGUAGUUGUUAGCAGGCAAACACCCGCCUGAUCCGAGUUGGAGAAUGUGUGUGAGAGAAACUUAAGAUUCUGACUGACAACAAAUGUCCAGAAUCUUUUUUAUAUACAACCAGUUUCUGUAAAUGUUGAUAAGCCCACAGGCAGACUAUUUGAAUAGUAUUUUGUUUUCAGAUCUGCCCCUGUUCUUCAUGUUCUCUUGUUUUCACCACUUCCACCAUUUUCUGCGGCAUGUGUGGAAAACAGACAUUUUUUGUGUUAUAAUAAUAUUGAUAAACUAUUCUCCAGUGUAA